AUGACGUUUUGGACUCAACACACCGAGGCGAGGCCGUUGGCAUAUUAUAAUAUGAGGCAGCAGCGGCGGGACUUGGUAUCGCCGGCCAUUUCACUGGUGUUGACUGUUCGGAACGGCGUGCGAUUGUCGACCUUAACAGGUCUAGCAAUAAGCACUUUUUGGAAUGACAGACUCACGACACCCAGACGCGGGGAGGGCUUCGGUCAGAUAACGUUA
Molecule: messenger RNA, 216 nt
Organism: Iphiclides podalirius (scarce swallowtail)
Lineage: Eukaryota; Metazoa; Arthropoda; Insecta; Lepidoptera; Papilionidae
Source: the annotation of a GenBank genome assembly